Cotesia glomerata is the source of this 3500-nucleotide messenger RNA. RefSeq names its product protein groucho-like. Gene Ontology annotation, cellular component: transcription regulator complex; nucleus. Bases 373 to 2751 code for a protein of 792 amino acids. The transcript is spliced from 11 exons. The record is from RefSeq and is a predicted model, not a curated record. Lineage: Eukaryota; Metazoa; Arthropoda; Insecta; Hymenoptera; Braconidae. Gene Ontology annotation, biological process: negative regulation of canonical Wnt signaling pathway; regulation of DNA-templated transcription. Gene Ontology annotation, molecular function: protein binding; transcription corepressor activity.
GAAUUAGUUUACACCGAACCGCCGAGAGAGCAACUUCGUGCCUCGUGUUUUCCCUUUUUGUUAAUUAAACGGUGAAGAUAUGGUAGUAUUUGUUCUAAGGUGAUGAUUUAUAUUAAUUGAUUAAUAAGUGAAGUGAAAUUAAUAUGGAAUAAAGUGGUGAGAUGUGGCAAAAGUGAUAAGUGAUUUAAAUUUGUGGAUUUGAUAAUUGGAGAUACAAGUUGAUAAUUAAAUUAUUAUUGUAAGGAGAGAAGCUUGCUAGGAAUAGUUGUAGUGGAUAGUGUGCUGACGUGUCGAGGCUUAAGCAUUGUCUUGAGAAAGUAAAAGACCUUGGCGGUAAUUUAAAGUGAUAAAAGAGAAGGUGGAAAGUGGAGGAUGUACCCCAGUGCUGGUAUUAAUGCAGCAGCUGUGGCUGCGGCAGCUGCUGCACGUCACCCGGGCCCACCGCAGCCCGGGCAGCCGUUCAAGUUUACGGUGGGCGAAUCCUGCGACAGGAUUAAGGAGGAGUUUGGUUUUCUUCAAGCGCAGUACCACAAUAUGAAAUUGGAGUGCGAAAAAUUAGCGACUGAGAAAAUUGAAAUUCAAAGACAUUAUGUGAUGUACUAUGAAAUGUCGUAUGGACUCAACGUGGAAAUGCAUAAACAGACGGAAAUAUCUAAGAGACUGAAUGGAAUAAUUGCUCAAGUCCUGCCGUUUCUAUCCCAGGAACACCAACAACAGGUACUCACCGCCGUCGACAGAGCCAGGCAGGUUUCGAUGACUGAUCUCAACUCUAUUGUCGGGCAACAGAGGCCAGACAUACCCAGGCUGUUACAGCAGAUGCACGCCCAGCAACUACCGCCUGGAACUGCGAUGGGGCCUCAUCCAGGACUACCUGGACUUCCUGGUUUAGGUCAACCUGGUGGACUUCAGGUCCCUACAUCCGCUUCCGCGGCGCUUCUUGGCCUUGGGCUUACACCGGGUGUUGCUACAACUGCUGGUAGUAAUUCAGCUCAUCCACUUGCCAUACUUGGAAAACCGGAACAUCAUCGGGGCCAACCGGAUGAUCUCAAAAGCAACGGAGGGCUCAGUUCGACAGAGGAACGACACCGAAGCUCGAUAUCGCCAGGCGAUAAAUACAGCAGACCAAGAACACCCCAAGAUUCACAUCACGGACAUUCACAGAACCACCACGACCAUCCGCUGCAUAAAAAAAUGAAAAAGGAACAGGACAAGGAUAUUGGACAUAGUGACGGUGAAAAGAGUGACCAAGAUUUGGUAGUAGACGACGCAAGUGAAGAGCCAACGAGCCCUGUAGUAAACGGAACCACGUCGCCGCGGGAAAACGGCCUCGACAAGGUUUCCUCGUUGAAUUCAAACGCCCAAGUUAAAAAAGACAUUCCACCUCACUCUCCCAGGAGCGGAACGAGCAGCAACGCGAGCACGCCCUCCGCGAAGAAGAUGGAGGAGCGCGAGAAGCCAACGACGCCGAUUUCAAAGCCAAUGACGCCGACCUCAGCCUCGGGGGGUGUAAAGGCCACGAGCUCGAGCAAGCUUCUCCAAGGACCACCACCCCAGGGAGUUGCUGGAGGUUACCCCUCGCAUUACCCUCCGGGACCUCCUACGCAUCAUCUCCCACCCGCGGGGCUCCAUCCUCAUGUAGACAUGAUGGGCUACAAUGGAUACGCCGCGCCACGGGGACCACCUUCGCUUCAGCAGCUCUACGAUCCUCAUAAUGCCAUCAGGGCACCCGCUGGUGCUGUUGGAGUUCAUGGAGGCAAACCAGCUUACAGCUUCCACGUGCCAAGCGAGGGUCAAAUGCAGCCCGUGCCAUUUCCACCUGAUGCGCUUGUCGGACCGGGAAUACCACGGCACGCGCGUCAGAUAAACACUCUCACUCAUGGCGAGGUUGUAUGCGCCGUAACCAUCUCAAACCCCACCAAGUACGUUUACACUGGGGGCAAGGGCUGUGUCAAAGUCUGGGACAUCGGUCAGGGAGGCCGCAGCACCGGUCUCAAUCCAGUGUCCCAGCUGGACUGCCUCCAGCGCGACAACUACAUCAGGUCGGUCAAGCUCCUCCCCGACGGAAGAACGCUCAUCGUCGGAGGUGAGGCCAGCCAACUCAGUAUCUGGGACCUGGCGAGUCCCACGCCGAGGAUAAAGGCUGAAUUGACGUCUGCUGCGCCAGCCUGCUACGCUCUCGCGAUAUCUCCAGACUCAAAGGUCUGCUUCAGCUGCUGCAGUGACGGAAACAUCGCCGUCUGGGAUCUCCAGAACCAGACACUCGUCAGGCAGUUCCAGGGACACACAGACGGCGCCUCCUGCAUAGACAUCUCCGCAGAUGGGUCGAAGCUCUGGACCGGCGGGCUUGACAACACCGUGAGGUCUUGGGACCUCAGAGAAGGCAGACAGCUCCAGCAGCACGACUUUACCUCCCAGAUAUUCUCACUGGGGUACUGUCCCACCGGAGAGUGGCUCGCGGUUGGAAUGGAGAACUCUAACGUCGAGGUCCUCCACGCGAACAAACCCGACAAGUACCAGCUUCAUCUCCACGAGUCUUGUGUCCUGUCACUUAGAUUCGCCUCUUGUGGGAAGUGGUUCGUCUCCACCGGCAAAGACAAUCUACUUAACGCUUGGCGUACGCCUUAUGGUGCCUCCAUAUUCCAGUCAAAGGAAUCAUCGUCAGUAUUGAGCUGUGACAUUUCUGCUGAUGACAAAUACAUCGUUACCGGUUCGGGUGACAAAAAAGCAACUGUAUAUGAAGUCAUGUAUUAAUAAUAAUAAUUAUUUAUAAAAUUAUAUUUAAUUGUAGGAUUAUUAUUUUAAAAGUUUUAAAUUUUAAUCGACGCGACAGUUACGUUUGCCUUUAUGUCAUUGUAAAUAUAUUUUUAAUUAAAGUUUGUUAUUGUUGUCGGCAGGAUGAUAGUGAAGUGUUCUGUGAAAAGUUUUAGUAUUAAAAUGAUAAUUACUUUAAUAAACAUUUAAAUAAGGUUAACGGCAAUUUGCAUUAAUAUAUAAAUUAAAUAUUAAAUCAUUGUGAGAUUUAAUUUACCUUUACUUUAAUUACACAUUUAGAUUUUUUUUAUCCGAAUUUAAAUUUAAAUUUAAACGCUGACAUAAUAAGAAAAUUUUAUUUAUAUUUUAGCAAUUGUUGGAUUUUGUUUCUACGAUAGAUUAAUCUUUUUUUUUUUUUUUUCAAAUUGUAGUUAAAAUAAACUUUACAUUUAAAUAGUUUUAAUAUUAAUAAAAAAAAUAAUUAUAAAAUUAUUAAUAAAAUGAUAUAACAAUAACGUUGUUACUUAGUGUACACAUUGUAUGUAUAUAUAUAUAUAUAUAUAUAAACGUUACACAUACUGUCAUAUUUUUAUACGUUAUAAGGUGGAUAAAUAAAUAAAAUACCAAUCUCUUUUUUCUUAUUUUAUAAAUGUAAAUAUUAUAAAUUUGUUUCACGUGUAUUGUUUACUGUAAGAUGCCGAGUAAACGAAAGAUUUUAACGAAAAUAAACAAUUUUAACACUUAAAAAA